Molecule: messenger RNA, 1005 nt
Organism: Rotaria socialis
Lineage: Eukaryota; Metazoa; Rotifera; Eurotatoria; Philodinida; Philodinidae
Source: the annotation of a GenBank genome assembly
AUGACUAGUCCAAUAUCAUCAGUCUUGAGAAUGGUUUUGAUUGUUCUUAUUUUGGUCAGUGUUUUUCUAUCUUAUGAUGUUUAUCGGCAUGCAAUACACAAACGAGACCCUACUACUAACUCCUCAAAUCCUGCAUCUCGAGGAGUUAUAGUAAGUUUGAUUCGUAGUACCAAUCGAUCAAUUUCUCUCACAAUAAACAUGGUCAAUUCUGUUAUUUAUUUUUUUCCAAACAAUGAUAGUUUUCCAUAUCCAUUUCUCAUAUUUCAUGAUGAAAAUUUAACGCCGGUUAUGCGUCAGCAAAUAUUAUCAUGCAUAUUGCAAACUAAAAAGCCAAUAGAAAUUUCUUUUGUUCUUGCUGAUUUUCAAACAACAGUAAAACCAAAUCAAAAAUCAAGAUCCGAUAAAUCAAUCGGAUAUCGUUUAAUGUGUCGAUUUUGGACUUAUGAUGUAUUCUAUCAUCCUGCAAUCAUUCAAGGAAAAUAUGAUUAUCUAAUGAGAAUGGACGACGAUUCGUACUUUUCAGAUACUAUCAAAAAAGAUCCGUUUCUAUAUAUGUAUAGUCGAAAAUUAGAUUAUAUGUAUCGAUCUACAUAUAAUGAACCAAUCAAAGAAAUAGAGCCUAUCCUACGACGUUUCUUGAACACAGCAAUACUUCGACGUGAUUGUAUUUAUAAUAAUUUCUUUGUGAUUCGUUUGAAAUGGUUCUAUGAAUCGAAACCAGUUCAAAAUUUUGUUCGUGAACUAAUGUAUGAUGAUCUAAUGCUUCGAGAAUAUGUUGGCGAUGGAUGUGCUCAUUCAGCUAUGCUUCAAAUUGAUAGUCAAGCUAAAGUAGAACACGUCACGAAUAUUCCAUAUGGCCAUAAUCUGCAUUUGAUGCCAUCAGGGCAAUUGCACUAUCAAUUUCAUGUGGUGAAAGGAUUCAAUCAAGAGUUAAGUAAAUCGUGUGAACAAUUGACAGUUAUUAGGGGUAGCCGACACGAAUUAAUACGAAUAAAUUUAUCCUAA